AUAACUUAUUUUCGCUACACCAGAGUUUACACUUGUACCGCACUCGGAUCUCCCGUGCCCGUCUUCUGGUCUCAGCAUUGAGCCAGUGAAGCAGUCAGCAGGCUUGGCUUCAGUUCUGGUCUGCGGCUACUAGCUGGCGCUAGCGGGCGCACCGGCUGUUUCUGUUGCUGUGCUAUUCUACAAUAUAUGCAAGAGAUAUAUGCUGUAUGCAUUAAGAAAGCCCGAACCGAACCCCGAACUUCGCGGCCCGGCCGCACAUGCGGGGAAAAGGCAAAGGACAGCGCCGGCAACGGCAACGGAGGGCAGCAUUGCGUGAGCUAUCUUCACAUUUUCAAUUCACCUUGAACUGUCAUUCGUUUUGUAACCGGCGCAGAGAUCGUCCGUUUGAUUCGUAUUUCAAGUUUAUUUUCCACUCUGUAUCGUAUAGCUGUUAAAUAUUCCGUUGAUUGUUGAAAAAGAAAAUCACGUUUAUCAUGGGUGGAAAGUGGUCGAGUAUGGAUCCUAUGGAAAUUCCAGUGCCUGAUUUAGAUAAACUGUUGGACAGGGAUCCUUACUUGAAGCCCUAUGAAAAAGAAAUAAGAAAAAGAUAUGGACUAUUUAAAGACUAUGUAGAUAAGAUAGAGUCAGGAGAGAAGGAUCUGAACCAGUUUUCUAAAUCAUAUACAAAAUUUGGAAUACAUAUCAAUGAAGAUAAUUCUGUUAUUGCGAAAGAAUGGGCACCAGGAGCUGAACAAGUUUACUUGACAGGAGACUUCAAUAACUGGGAUAGGACAAAACACCCAUACAAAAAGUUGGAGUUUGGAAAAUGGGAGUUACAGUUACCGCAAAAUAAUGACGGGAGUUGUCCUAUCAAGCAUUUAUCUGAAGUUAAAAUCAUUAUUAGAGAUAAAAGUGGACAGCUAAUUGAGAGGCUUAGUCCUUGGGCCACAUAUGUCACUCAAUCUAAAAAUCUGGAUGAGGGCACAACUUUCAAACAAAGGAUCUGGUACCCUGGACCACAAAAUGUGUAUCAACCCAAGCAUCCAAAGCCAAAGAAACCAGAAAGUCUUCGCAUAUAUGAGAGUCAUGUGGGAAUUGCAACUCAAGAACACCGUGUAGGCACCUAUCUGGAAUUUGCUAAAAAUGUUAUACCUCGUAUAAAAAAACAGGGUUACAAUGCAAUCCAAUUAAUGGCAGUAAUGGAACACGCAUAUUAUGCUUCUUUUGGCUACCAGGUCACUUCGUUUUUUGCUGCAUCCUCUCGUUUUGGAACUCCAGACGAAUUGAAAGAAUUAAUAGAUAUUGCCCAUCAAAAUGGUCUAUAUGUUUUACUCGAUAUUGUUCAUUCCCACGCCUCGAAAAAUACGCUUGACGGAUUAAAUAUGUUUGAUGGAACUGAUGCCUGCUUUUUUCAUUCGGGAAGUAGAGGUCAGCAUCCACUUUGGGACAGUAGAUUAUUUAAUUAUGGAGACUAUGAAGUAUUGAGGUUUUUACUUUCGAAUUUGCGAUGGUACACUGAAGAAUAUGGUUUUGAUGGUUACAGGUUUGAUGGCGUUACUUCUAUGCUCUACCAUUCUAGAGGUCUUGGGCAAGGAUUUAGUGGAUCGUAUGAUGAAUAUUUUGGGUUGAAUGUAGAUGUUGAGGGCAUUGUUUAUCUCAUGCUGGCAAAUUAUUUAUUGCAUCAUUAUUAUCCUGAAGUUAUUACUAUAGCUGAAGAUGUCAGUGGAAUGCCCGGAAUUUGCAGGCCAGUUAGUGAAGGGGGUAUUGGUUUCGAUUUUCGAUUAGGAAUGGCUAUUCCAGAUAAAUGGAUUAAACUUUUAAAAGAAACCCCUGAUGAAAAUUGGAAUAUGGGCGAUAUUGUUUGGACAUUGACUAAUCGAAGGUGGAUGGAGAAAACAGUAGCCUAUGCAGAAUCGCAUGAUCAAGCUCUUGUUGGCGAUAAAACUAUCGCCUUUUGGCUGAUGGACAAAGAUAUGUACACCCAUAUGAGUGUUUUAAGCUCACCAAAUCCAGUUAUAAAUCGAGGAAUAGCAUUGCACAAUAUAAUAAUGCUCAUAACGCACGCCUUAGGGGGCGAAGCUUACCUUAACUUUAUAGGUAAUGAGUUUGGACAUCCAGAAUGGUUAGAUUUUCCACGUGUAGGUAAUAAUAAUAGUUAUACUUAUGCUAGAAGACAAUGGAAUCUAGCUGACGAUGAACUGCUUAAAUACAAAUAUAUGGGAAGUUGGGAUGCAGCUGUGAAUUCACUAGAGGAGAAGUAUGGAUGGUUACAUUCAAAUCCAGCUUAUGUUUCCUGGAAACACGAAGAUGAUAAAAUUAUUGCGUUUGAACGAGCUGGAUUAGUUUUUGUAUUUAAUUUUCAUCCGUCAAAGUCGUUUGCUGAUUACCCUGUGGGAGUAGACCGUGCUGGAACUUACAAAGUAAUUUUAAGCAGCGAUGAUACAGAGUAUGGUGGUGAGAAUCGGAUCGAUUCGAAAGUUUCACAUUUUACGAAACCAGAACCGUUUGCUAAUAGAGCAAACAGAAUGUUUGUAUACGCACCGUGUCGUACUGCCAUAAUUUAUGCAACUGAUUGUUAGAGAUUGAUACGAGAUUUUUGAAAAAAAGCCUACAAUUUACUAUUUUGAAAUAUUUAUAAAUUUUAUUGUCUGUUGUUUAAGAAUUUUUAUAUGUUAUUAAUAAAAAAAAAACAUAUAUAAAAAAAUGUUUUUAAUGCUCAAGUAAUUUAGAAACCUUACUGUAUAUAGUAUAAUAUUUUUCAUAAUAAUAAAUAAUCGUCUCUACGAA
Messenger RNA from Nasonia vitripennis (jewel wasp), 2766 nucleotides. It is a transcript of the gene AGBE, whose product is annotated as 1,4-alpha-glucan-branching enzyme. NCBI's taxonomy places the organism in Eukaryota, Metazoa, Arthropoda, Insecta, Hymenoptera, Pteromalidae. Bases 474 to 2558 code for a protein of 694 amino acids. The record is from RefSeq and is a predicted model, not a curated record. Gene Ontology annotation, cellular component: cytoplasm. Gene Ontology annotation, molecular function: hydrolase activity, hydrolyzing O-glycosyl compounds; 1,4-alpha-glucan branching enzyme activity; cation binding. Gene Ontology annotation, biological process: glycogen biosynthetic process. The transcript is spliced from 10 exons.